Messenger RNA from Xiphophorus hellerii (green swordtail), 1843 nucleotides. Its product is annotated as zinc finger and SCAN domain-containing protein 2-like. The record is from RefSeq and is a predicted model, not a curated record. Gene Ontology annotation, molecular function: DNA-binding transcription factor activity; RNA polymerase II cis-regulatory region sequence-specific DNA binding. Bases 122 to 1297 code for a protein of 391 amino acids. NCBI's taxonomy places the organism in Eukaryota, Metazoa, Chordata, Actinopteri, Cyprinodontiformes, Poeciliidae. Gene Ontology annotation, biological process: regulation of transcription by RNA polymerase II. The transcript has 2 exons.
UCCAUGUGCUACUUCCGGCGGACGUAAACAAUGAGGUGCUAACAGUAUUAGCUUCAAGGCUUCCUCCUGUUUAUCAUCGGUUAGAAGACGACUUUUGCUGUGUGAGAUCUUCCACAGCAACAUGUCUGUUAUCACUUGGAAGGUUCUUGAUGGUGGGUCUCCCAUGAAUGAAGAGAGAAACAAAGUUGAACACAAGAUAACAAGCACUAUAAAAAUAAAAGAGGAACCAGAACCACAGCAUAUUGUUGACAGGAAAGAGGAACUGAAAUCUCAACCAAUGAAAGAACAAGUUGAACGUUUUAUUGUUCAGGAUGAAGGGCAGCUUUUAGUGAAGCAGGAGACCAACAACACUAUGGUGUCUCCUGCUGAUGAGAACAUAUUCCACAAUGAACCAGAACUACAGCCAGUAAAGGAGGAACCAGGACCUGUAGAGAAUACAGAAGAUGGCGAACCAGAACUUAUACAGAUUAAAGAGGAACAUCAGGAUCACUGUUGUCAUCAGGAUGAAAAGCAUUUUGACAUAAACCAGGAAGCUGACAUCUUUAUAAUGGCUCCUGCAUGUGAGCAAAAGGACAGCCAUGAACCGGAACCAAACAAGAACCAGCUCCCCUCUGCAAAACACCAAGAAGAUGAGAACCAACAUCAGCAAAGAAGCAACCAGGAAGACUCCGGAUCAAGAAGAGACACAGAUCUGCAGUCAGAGAAGAAACCUAAGAGCACCAGAAAUCACAGGGUCUUUGUGAACAAUUCAAAACAAAAUGGACAUAAAACAAAUUUGCCAUCAUGUGAAGUAUGUGGGAAGUGUUUUGCAAAGCGCAAGUAUGUGACUGUCCACAUGAGAACUCAUACAGGAGAGAAGCCGUAUCCCUGUACAUUUUGUGGUAAAUCUUUUAUUGACCAUAGCACCAGAGCCAGACACACCAGAACACACACCGGCGUGAAGCCAUAUCCUUGUGAUCUAUGUGAUAAAUCAUUCACACAACCCAAUCACUUGGCUCAUCACUUAAGAACUCACACAGGUGAGAAACCUUUCUCGUGUCUGACUUGUGGAAAAGAUUUCAGCCAGCAGUCUAACCUAACUGUCCACAUGAGAACUCAUACAGGCGAGAAGCCUUACUAUUGUGAGCUGUGUGAUAAAUCAUUCAUCCAGCCCAGUGGUUUGGCUCGCCACCUCAGAACCCACACAGGUGAGAAGCCUUUCUCUUGUCUAACCUGCGGGAAAGGUUUCAUCCAGCAGUCUAAUUUGACAGUUCACAUGAGAACUCAUAGGAAUAAGAAGCCACCAUUCACAGUCUAGUUCUUUUUUGAGUAGUGAGUAAAAAUUAAAUUUGUUUCAAUAUUAAAGGAAAAUGUCAAUAUCUGUCUAUUCUCAAAGCAACAACCAGCACCAGGAAAAUGAACUGUAAUAUUCUGCUGCUCAUCUAGAAAUCACUGAAUUAUUUCAAGUAUGAAGCUGAAGAUUCAAUGUUUCCAGAACCAAACCAGCUGAGGCAGCUUUUAGCGUCUAUGCUCCUCAACAUUUGAUCCAACUUUUGUUUCUGUGAGAUGUUGAGUUCUCUCUUUUUUAAAGCAAAAAUAUUGAGGUUCUUGUUAAAGCACUUUAAAUCCUCUUGUAUGAAUGUUGGAAUACAAAUAAACUCACCAGUUUACUGUAGUGUUUAUGAGGUUUACUUCAUUUUAAUUUAUUGAACUGUUUUUAUUUUCUUAUUACCCAGCAUUUGAGGGUUUUAACCUGAAAUUUCAUAUUUAGAGAAAAGGGUUUUAUUAUCACUGUUCUUUUUAAGUGAUUUACAUGUAUUAUUUUCACUGCUGUAAGAUGGGAGAUAAUAAAAAUUUUGUCUUA